Molecule: messenger RNA, 1413 nt
Organism: Lycium barbarum (goji berry)
Lineage: Eukaryota; Viridiplantae; Streptophyta; Magnoliopsida; Solanales; Solanaceae
Exons: 5
Coding region: 1-945 (314 amino acids)
Source: RefSeq, a predicted model, not a curated record
AUGAAAAAAGAAGAAGUUGAUUGUGCACUUUCUGGGAAUCGUACUGCUGAAAGGCUAGGCUUCAAGCCUAUCAAUGCUGGUGGCGGCAGGUGGUUUAUGAUAGUUUACGUCGUAAAAUUUUUCUUUUUGGUUUGGUUUACAGAUGAUAAAGAAACUGAUUGUUUUGUUUUAAUAGGAUUGCCAAUAUAUUCAAAGCCGGCAGGAUUAGUUUGUGGACCUUGUAUCAUUGCACUGUUAGCUGCGUUUUUCCACAUAUUAAGCUAUGCCGAAAAGCGUUUCAAGAACUUGCAAAAGUCUAUUCAGUCAUUGCCUCCUUCACAACAUGUAGUGCAACCUGUACCAACAACCGGAUCAUCUUCACCUCCUGAUACUACACCGGAAGUGACGUCACGACUAGCUCCUUCAUGUCAGGGUACAAGAUAUCAAGCUCCUUCAUUUCAGGCCAUAUCACAGUCAACUCCUUCAUUUUCGGCCACAAGACAGCGAACUCCUUCAUUUCAGUUCACAAGGCAGCAAGUUCCUUCAUUUCAAGCUCCAUCAGUUCCAACUCCUUCAUUUCAAGCCACAUCACUGCCAACUCCUUUAUUUCAGAGUACAAGAUGUCAGGCUCCUUCAUUUCAGGCCACAUCACAGCCAUCUGCUUCACAGGCAACUUCUGUUAGUCUCGCACCACCACAAGAGACAUUCAAUAAGCGCAAACGCGAGUCUACACAUCAUUGGACUGUGGAUGCAGUAGUUGGCUGGACAACAAGAGAGGUGUAUCCCAUGAUAUUACUAACAGGAACUUGCUCGUGGUCCUUGAUGAAAACUCUGAACAAGUUGUGCAUGUUCAGUUCUUUUAAUGCAAGCACUCUGCCAUCACAUUUCCUUAUUCUCUCUGCUUCAGCUGCAUGCAUCAAACAGUUAUUAGCAAGUGAAUUUGGAACUGAAUUGUGCCAAGUAUAAUGUACUAAUGUCAAUUUUGGUCAUAGCUUCAGUUUCCUGUUUUUAAUGUAAACUUUUUUUUCUUUUUAAUUAAAGAUUCACAAGAAAAUACCAAAAAGCUCAAAGUGAAGAAAACAUAAGUGUUAAAUUUACCUCGGGGGGAACAUAUUGUGGUUCCAUUUGAUUUCCUGGAUCCAAUAGACGAAGCACAAGGCGUUCUCGCAGGCUUUUGUGGUAUUUUAGCAGCUGAUUGUUCCCUAUUUCCAAUUAGCUUUGAUAAAUGGCCGGAUAUGCCUGAAUCAUAUUUCAAUGACUGCUUUGAUAACAUUAUAAAGCCCCAUUUUCAUUUUAUGACAACUGAGGAUGUUGCAUGGUUAUCGGUUUAUCGCUCUAUUGAAAAGAAAUGGGCUGGAAAUAGGCAGGCCUUGUGGAACGAGUUCAAUGACCCACUUAACACCAAAGAUGAGAUUAUGAAUAAUGUUCCAGAAG